GCCAUCCUUCAUCUUUGUCCUGCGUAGCGUAGGAUAUUGCCCUCUAGCCUCUUCCCAUAUGCGCCGGGAGGGUUGACGUGGCGUUGAAAUAUCCUUGCUCAUUCCUAUUUGUUCUCAAGUUAACUGCCUGCGCCCCGACUUUUCAUAUGAUUGCUGCCAAUUUCCCUAUAUCUGAACGUCUGCUGUCUCUGUCGUGGUCAAUUUUCGUGAGCCAGGCUUGAAAACGCAGCCGCUAGGGUUCUGGGGUCCGGAAGCGCCCGUUGAAUCCCGUCGCUGCUCAAACCUUCCAAAUCGACAGAAUGGCUUGUUCUAGUCCUUCCAUGACGGUGGAAUCCCAUGCGGAUCGAGAGGACACAGGCGCGACAUCAGGAUUCUUUUCUCCAACGGAAAUCCUCCGUAAUCGGAGACGCAGACAUUCGUUUCAUUCCUCUCGCCGGCUUUCCUGCGAUUAUGAUGCCGAUGCUAUAUUUCUUAGGGUCGGUCGAAUUAUUUCUUGCUGACUUGGAACGGCGGCUACAAUGGCUGGAAGAUUACAGACAGUCCCACGUGGUAGAUAUUGAUUCUGGCUUGAAGAGAGCGUACGCCGCUUUGCAGGCGGUCCGAGACAAAUGCAGCCAUGCAUCUGGCGAACUGAUGGGUGGAGGGAAGCGCCGUGCAAGAAUUGUGGUGGAAACUAUGGAGGAACAGUAUAACCAUGCUCUCGCAACCAAAGAGACGUUGGAGCAAAAAGCUCAGGCUAGUAUGCGGCUGAUGGAGAGCUUCUUAUCGGAACUGGAAGCGAGUGUUCAUGCCGUCAAAGACAGAGGUAUAUACGUUGCCAUCGACGAGGGCUGGCGGGCAGUGGAUUCGGGUUUACACCAUGCGCGGGUUGUCCUUGACGAGGGCAUGGAACGUGCACGUCAUGCCCAAGUUGCACUCCGGGAAAGCAUCGAUCGCGCGAUCCAGUUAGCUCAAGAAAAGCGCCUCAUCACGUACGCCGAUCUCCCCCACCCAUGGAGAGUGAACCCGCACAUCCUGGACGGUUAUCGAUUCACCACAUCCAAGAUUGAAUGCGUGACUUCGGUUUUCACCUUUUCGAAUGAGCUCGUGAACAUUUGGUCGCAUCUGAUUGGCCUAAUCAUAGUUCUAGCUGUGGCACUUUACUUCUACCCUCUGAGCCCGAACUUCUCCCUGAGCACCAAAGCCGACGUCGCUAUCGCUGCUAUAUUCUUCAUAGCCGCCUGCAAAUGCCUUGUUUGCAGCACAGUAUGGCACACAAUGAAUGGCAUUGCAUCGCAAUCCCUGAUGGAACGAUUCGCCUGUGUGGACUACACCGGAAUAUCCUUUCUGGUCGCUGCCUCUAUCGUUACCACUGAAUAUACCGCCUUCUACUGUGAAGCCUUGUCUCGCUGGAUUUACAUACUCAUGACCUCUUCCCUAGGCAUCGCUGGCAUCAUCCUUCCCUGGCAUCCCACCUUCAACCGUGCUGAUAUGGCCUGGGCACGUGUUGCUUUCUACGUGACUCUUGCUCUCACCGGGUUUGCGCCAAUCGUUCAACUGAGUCUCACCCGAGGACUGGCAUGGUCUCUCUAUUUUUACGCCCCUAUCAUGAAGAGCCUCCUGGUGUACCUAACCGGUGCUUGUAUAUACGCUUCCCAGGUGCCCGAGCGUUGGCGCCCUGGCUUCUUUGAUUACUUUGGGGGUAGCCAUAACAUUUGGCACAUCGCUGUGUUGGGUGGGAUCCUAUUCCACUACCAUGCGAUGCAAGAUCUUUUUGCGGGUGCUUUUGUUCGUGCUCAGGGUGAAUGCCCUGGUUUGGCUUAUUAGAAUAGACUAUACACAUAUAAUAACGACCGCAC
This is a messenger RNA of Coccidioides posadasii C735 delta SOWgp, 1838 nucleotides long. NCBI's taxonomy places the organism in Eukaryota, Fungi, Ascomycota, Eurotiomycetes, Onygenales, Onygenaceae. The record is from RefSeq and is a predicted model, not a curated record.